GCUCCUCUAUCACAGCCGACAUGAAGACGCUGCGUGUGGUCGUCCUCGCAUCGCUGCUGCUGAUUCUCCAGCUCCGCUCACAGGUGGCCCGGGGGCAGGUGUCCACGGCGUCCACGAUCAAGUCCUCCACGGUCAGCCCGUCCACGGCGUCCACGAUCAAGUCCUCCACGGUCAGCCCGUCCACGGCGUCCACGAUCAAGUCCUCCACGGUCAGCCCGUCCACGGCGUCCACGAUCAAGUCCUCCACGGUCAGCCCGUCCACGGCGUCCACGGUCAAGUCCUUCAAGGUCAGCGCAUCCACGUUGUCCACUACGACCGCUGCGUCCACGGUGAAGGCGUCCACUGUCAAGGCGUCCACGGUGAAGACUGCGACCUCUCCAAGAACCAGACCUCCGACAGGGACCGGCUCCCGGGGACCCGCCGCCUGCACUCCGCUGCUGGCUCUGUUGGCUCUCCUCCACAGCUGGUCCGGAUGAUUGGAUCCGGAUCGGCCUGGACUCCGUGGAAACUUUAGGUCUUCCUGAAGGAGGUUUAAUAAAGCUGGGUUUCCUCCUGAACUCUGAGAACAGGAGUGACUCGUGGACGUGAUCCUGUUUCUGGUGUCACUGAUUUUGAAGUUUGUAUAAAUGCUGUAAAACAUU
Messenger RNA from Pelmatolapia mariae (spotted tilapia), 641 nucleotides. RefSeq names its product integumentary mucin C.1-like. The record is from RefSeq and is a predicted model, not a curated record. NCBI's taxonomy places the organism in Eukaryota, Metazoa, Chordata, Actinopteri, Cichliformes, Cichlidae. Bases 21 to 476 code for a protein of 151 amino acids. The transcript has 2 exons.